AGCCGGAAACAACGUGAUAUUCGAUGAAUAUCCAACUCCUGUGUUAUAGCAUAAUCAGGGAACUUAAAUGUGGAACGGCAUAAAGACACCGUCAAAUAACACUAUCCUCGCAUCUCCAUAACAUGCACUUUAUACUCUAAAGCUUGAACGUCUUACGGGAGAGUAAUCUUGGACUGGGAGAGAGGGGCGUUAUCAGGUUCGAGAGUGAAGGAGGCAGGCUGGGCCCCGACCACAGUGCAGGAGGCAGGCUGGGACCCGCUGAGCAGUCCGACUUGAGUACCAGGCUCUUGCAGUCGUGUGGAGAAGACUGGGCUUCGCUUACUGGCCAGCGAGGAGCGUUCCACGCUUAAACUACGGCAUCAAUGCACUGACGUAUAUUUAAGAUAUGAAUGAUAGGGGAUAAUCAAGGAUGAUAAGAGAGUUGAGUUAAAUCACGUGGAUCAGACGCCUGACAGAGACCACCAUUACCAAGAGGACAUCUGCUUCACCAGUCACGUCAUGGACACUGAAGCGACGAGGGCGCUGGAUCAGGCCAACGGUAGCCCGAAGGACAGCCUCGUUGAACAGGCCAAUGGUAUCCCGAAGGACAACCUCGUGGAGAAGGCCACCUCGCAGUCCAACAAGCUAACUAAGGAGCAGAAGGCCCAGCUCAAGGUCCUCUUUACGGAGGAGGACCUACAGGAAACGCAAUGUGGUGUGGGAACUUGUGCACCAUCAUGGCUGCAGAGGCUAGCGACGAAGGAGAUGUACAUGCUGGUGUACAGCCUGGUGGGGGUCACCCAGGGCAUGUUCUUCACAUACUCUGUGUCGGUCGUCUCUACUCUGGAGAAGAGGUUUAAACUCACCAGCAAGGAGACAGGAAUAAUACUGUCUGGUAACGACAUCUCUCAAGUGAUGCUGGCCAUGUUCCUGGGGUACUAUGGUACCUUUGGCCACCGUCCUCGCUGGCUAGGUGUGGGCGCCCUCUUUACUGCUGCCUCCUGCCUCACUGCUGUCCUGCCUCACCUCUUCUACGGGCCUGGCACUGCUGCCAUCACCGCAGCUGAGGCCGCCACUGCCGGCAACCUCCUGUCAAAUCUUACUGACUUCAAAGCCAAAGAAGAGCUAUGCCACUCCAAAAUAGAAGACGGGUGCAAGGAAGACCGAAGCUCUGCAUACCUAGGCUCUAUAUUUCUGCUCUUUAUUGCACAGUUCUUCGUUGGCAUUGCAAUAAGCAUCUUCUUCAGCAUUGGCGUCACCUACCUGGAUGACAACGUCAACAAGAAGUCUUACCCCAUCUACUACACCUUGACGAUGCUAAUAAGGAUCCUGGGACCAGUCUUGGGAUUCUUCAUAGGAGGACAGUGUCUCUCCAUCUGGAUCGAUCCCUCCAAGAAGCCUAACAUUGAUAAGAAAGAUCCACGGUGGCUGGGCGCUUGGUGGCUAGGGUUCGUGUUCAUUGGGCUGGCUCUGGCAGUCACCAGCAUCCCUCUGUUCUUCUUCCCCCGGAAGCUGCCGGCGACGCUGAAGAGAGAAGGCAAGAAGAUGCUCAGACAAGCUGAUAAAGACGAAAGAGAAGGAUCAAACAGAGGAGUUGAGUAUUUCUUCUCCGUGGCCAAGGCCAAGAGAGAGGAAUCAAAGCCAACCUUGAAGAACCUUGUUAUAGCAUUAAAGCGUCUCUUCACCAACAAGAUCUGGGCUGGGAACCUCUUCAGCGUCACACUCUCGCUUCUCGCCCUAUCUGGCUACUGGAGUUUUAAACCCAAGUACUUGGAAAACCAGUUUCGAAAAAGUGCUACCGAGGCUAAUUAUUACACAGGUUUGGCCAGUCUUCUGGUGUCGGUGGUUGGUGCAGUAGUUAGCGGGUCCGUAAUGAGGUGGUUGAGACCUGGACCUCGGUAUGUGACCGGAUACAACGUCUUUGUUACCUUCAUCACCUGCCUCGGCUUCUUGGCCCUCAUGUUUGUUGGAUGCCCAAAACUUGAUGUCAUUGGCCCGAUGGACGGCUUGACGGGGCCUAUGUGUUCAGCAGACUGCGGUUGCACAGAGAAGUUCACCCCCGUGUGUGCCCAGGACAAGUCGACCCUCUUCUACUCCCCGUGCUAUGCUGGCUGCACUCUUGAUAACGUCACUACUAAUCCAAUUAGUUACAGUGAUUGCCGCUGCAUAAGUAAUUCCUCCUCGCUGGCCCAAGAUAUCACCGUCUCCACACCAAUACCACAGGAGGAGUGGGGAGCAGCUACGCGAGGGUACUGCCCUGAGCCUUGCAAUGGCUUCUUCUACUAUUUCCUGGUUGAGAUCAUCACAAAAAGUAUUUCGUCCACCAGUCGCAUUGGUGGCAGCAUUGUCCUCCUCAGGUCAGUGGCUGAUGAAGACAAAGGACUCUCACUUGGUACCAUCACAGUCUUCAUCAGUCUGUUUGCCUUCAUCCCAGCACCCAUUAUAAUGGGAGCCAUUAUUGAUUCAGCAUGUGUGGUGUGGAACAGUUCCUGUGGCGAAUCUGGGAACUGUUGGCUCUACGACUCAGAUAAGUUUAGGAAGAUCCUUCAUCUGGUUCCUGCCGUGAUAAUGCUGAUCUCUGUACUCGGGGACAUUGUUGUGUUCCGUUAUAGUGGUAAACUAGACCUGUAUGGACUGAAGGAAGCUGACCAAGAGAAGACCAAGACACAGGACAACGGUGACGAGCUCCAAGCAUUGAAAGCCGAUCAAGAUCAAGACUGCAAAGUUUAAAGCUGAAAGCUUCAGUUUUCAGAAUGUCUUUAAUAUGAGGAACAUGAACAAAAUAUCCUUUUCCAGUUUAUAACCUCAAAAUACAUAAUGUUUUAAUAUUGCUGUAUAAGAAACAAGAGCACUGGAAAAUAUACACAUGUUUGACUUAUACUAAACAGCCCACAAGGUAGACGAAGUCAUUGUUUAUUUUGUGAUUUAUAAACAUCAGAGAAAUAAACAGGAAUGGGACAUACAAUUAUUUAUAUUUAUAACAGUCAAUCACAUUCAUCUUGUAGGACUAAGGCUUCCAAAAAUGUAAGUUUGAAUCAUUUACACUAAUCAUGCUUACUUACAAAGUCAUUCUGUUAAUUAUGUUACACGUUUAUGCAUUCUCAGGGCUUUUUUUUAGUGAUGUGUUUAACUCUGGCAUACAGUACGAACUGUUACCCAUAUAUGAGAGGUGUUGACUACCAGGAGCACCGGUCCAUGGGUAUAUUUAUUAAAGGUGAUUUCAGGCGUAUGGGACACCUGAGACACAUGUGUUGUGACACUAAGCGCUCGGUGCCAUGAGCACCUCCACAAGAUAAUUGUACUGUUAGAUUGCUGUCGUUGAGGUGCUGAUAAUUAAGUGCAUAAUGUAUAAUAUAAUGCGUUAAUUAUAUUAUCUUUACUGAGAUUGUAUAUAUUAAUGUGCAAUAUCGUAUGAGAUGUUACAAAAACGAAUAAUUUUAAUAAAUACCGGUAUACAAAAUGUACAUAUAUGUUAAAUAAUAUGUAUUAUUAUAAUAUUUCGUCAUGUAUAUUUGCAAAAAUAAAGUGUAUCAACUUAA
Molecule: messenger RNA, 3518 nt
Organism: Procambarus clarkii (red swamp crayfish)
Lineage: Eukaryota; Metazoa; Arthropoda; Malacostraca; Decapoda; Cambaridae
Product: solute carrier organic anion transporter family member 74D
Biological process (GO): sodium-independent organic anion transport; transmembrane transport
Cellular component (GO): plasma membrane
Molecular function (GO): protein binding
Source: RefSeq, a predicted model, not a curated record